AAUUUAUACAAAAAUCGGAAAUGCAUGAAAUCAGGGGGUUCGCCGCAAGGAAGGGAAAGAUUGGAUUGGACUGCCACUGCUCAUCACUGCCACUACCGUUGCUCACUGCCACUACCACUGCCGCUGCUCACCGCUCAAUCAUUUGCUGUUGCUCACUACUCAGGGGCUUACUGGAGUUGCUGCUAUGCAGCUCACUGCUCAAAAGCUUCCCGGAGUUGCUUAUUGUCUAUCACUGCCCAUUGCCUACCGUUGCUCACUGCCUGCCACUGCUCACUACUCAGUCAUUUGCUGUUGCUCACUACUCAGGGGCUUGCUAGAGUUGCUGCUGCUCAUUGCUCAGGGGGCUUGCUGGAGUCGCUGUUGUGUUGCUCACUACUCAACAGCUUCUCGGAGUUGCUUGUUGCCGCUUACUGCUUUACCUUGUUGGAGUUCCUACUGGCGCUUACUGACUCUUUUUCUCCUUCUCCUCAACUGAGGUAUGCUUUCUCGCUUGAUCUUGAAUCUUGAAUCUUUUGCUUUACUCUCUAGACUUUAAUCUUUCUCUCUACUUUUUGAUUUCAUGUAUGUUUGCUUUUUUUUGUAAUUUCUUUGUGUGGCAUUAUUUUGUUAGUUAGGACUUAGGACUUAGGAACUUAGGAUUUAUUGAUUUAGUACUGAGAUUUGGCUUCUUCUUUUUUUUUUUUCAAUGGCUUAUUGAAAUUUUAGAAAUGUCUACUUCUAGAAAAAAAGAUUCAUAGGAAGAAUGCUCCUGGAAAUAUAUAAGAUAUUGGGUG
Molecule: messenger RNA, 773 nt
Organism: Rubroshorea leprosula
Lineage: Eukaryota; Viridiplantae; Streptophyta; Magnoliopsida; Malvales; Dipterocarpaceae
Source: the annotation of a GenBank genome assembly